Molecule: messenger RNA, 2067 nt
Organism: Aspergillus bombycis
Lineage: Eukaryota; Fungi; Ascomycota; Eurotiomycetes; Eurotiales; Aspergillaceae
Product: amidase family protein
Exons: 2
Coding region: 1-2067 (688 amino acids)
Source: RefSeq, a predicted model, not a curated record
AUGACCAAGAUGGUUUCAUGGAAGCAAAUCUUCAAAGUCCUUGCCUUGGGCUCGGUUUUCCGAAGCGGCAGAGCAAGCGCCUCUUCUCUAUUAAACGUACACCAAGGAUCUGAAGGUGUUACCUAUCAACUAGGUGACAUUACUUAUUUCGCCAAUGCAAAAGAUCCGCGAGAUACAUUGACGAUCACAUACCCCAAAGAUAAAAGUCACCACGCUACUGGAAUAUACAUGACAUUGACAGUCAUCGUUGCCAACGAGAGCAUCGUGACGGCUCGCUACCUCAACGCCACAAUUUCGAGCUAUCUGGCCAAUGACGACGUUUUCUCAACAGAGUUUCUUGGUUCCGUGUAUCUCACUUCAUCCACCUCCAAUGCCAGUUUAAACGCCAAGGCUUCGGACUAUCUGUCGAGUGCCGGCGUUGAGAACAUCUUUGUUGACUCGAGUGUCUUCAAGAGUCAGGGCGUACGGGAAAUACACGUGCAACACAACUCCGCUAAGGCUAUGGCACCUGGUCCAUAUACCGUUGUGAUGUCGAAAGACAAGAUCAGUUUGCUAGACACAUAUCGCCUAUUCCCUGACGCAUAUCGCGAUUUCAUCAGCGGUAUAUAUCCAUCGAAUGACGGCAGUGGCUCUUUUGUGCCACUUCAAUUUAUGUCUUCAAGCCUCUGGGCACCGUUGGUGCCGGUGCCAAGCCGCAUCCGUUCGUGGGGAGACCCACGGCCGUUAGCUGGUAAACGGGUGGCAGUGAAAGAUAUAUUCGAUAUCAAAGGAUUGCAGACAUCAGCUGGAAGUCAGGCAUGGACCCUGACCACACCGGUUGCCAACCGAACGGCGCCAGCGAUUCAGCGGCUGGUGGAUCUGGGUGCGGUUAUUGUGGGGAAGCAAAAGUUGGCACAGUUUGCGUCCGGUGCGAAUCCCUGGGAUUGGACCGAUGGGCAAGCUCCUUUUAACCCACGGGGUGAUGGAUACUUGACUUGUGCAGCAUCAACGUCCGGUGGAGCCUGCUCGAUUGCGGCGUACGACUGGCUGGAUGCGGCGAUUGGAAGCGACACUGGCGUUUCAAUCCGUCGCCCAGCGGCUGUUACAGGAACAUUCGGAAACCGACCCAGUCAGGGAAUGAUAACGCUGGAGGGUAUGCUUGCUCAGAAUUGGGCAGAGGACACGGCCGGUGUGCUCGGGCGGAACCCGGCCGCAUGGGCCAAGUUUGCCAAGGCGUGGUAUACUGCAGAUCUUCACCAGCCAGAGUCGAUUACUGGAUUAUCUCCCCUGUCGGUGCCAGACACCAUGGCUUUCCCAACCCAAAUACUGUACCCGGAUGAGCAAUUUCCCCUCGUCAACCCCGCUGCCCAGAAGAUCGUUGAAGCUUUUCUCUCGAGUAUGGCAAUGGCACUCAACAUGACUAUCAAACAUACAAAUCUUAGCGCCACGCUCAUAGAUGCACCUAUCCUCCCACAUAAGAAGGACAGCUUAGACCGUCUCCUAGCGGCAACCGCUACCCUAACGUAUUGGUCAUCUCAUGUUGCCGUUGCUGAGCCUCUCAUGACCGAAUGGUCGCGCCGUUUCGAAGGUCGCUUCCCUCCAGUAGAUCCGCUGUGGCGGAGAGAGUGGUCACAAUUCAACGCCAGUGCCGUCAACCAAGCCGCAUACAACCAGGCUUUACAGGAUAAAAGGAAAGGUGUCGACUGGUUCGAAAGGAAUGUGAUGCUGGAGACGCCUCAAUCUUGCUCGGAGUCAUUACUAGUCUGCGAUAUUGGCACCGGCGGGUUACCCAGUUUCCGCGAGAAAGCCCUUAACGAGGGACCGAAUGCUACAUUCCUGGGAAUGAUGCCAGAUGGGGCCGCGAUACCUUGUUCCAUGAUUUGUCCUAUUUUCGGCUGCGCCGAUUUCACCAUUCCCUUGGGCCAAGUGCCUUAUCAUUCUCCGGUGUCUAAGGUGACGGAACAGUUUCCUGUGAGUAUCAAUGUGAUCGUGCGUCGGGGAUGUGACUUUGUAUUAUUUAACAUGGUAGAGAAGCUGGCGCAGGCGGGUAUCAUUCGGGCCGUUAAGACUGGUACGAAGGCAUUUUAG